Molecule: messenger RNA, 2001 nt
Organism: Glarea lozoyensis ATCC 20868
Lineage: Eukaryota; Fungi; Ascomycota; Leotiomycetes; Helotiales; Helotiaceae
Product: Six-hairpin glycosidase
Exons: 3
Coding region: 1-2001 (666 amino acids)
Biological process (GO): carbohydrate metabolic process
Source: RefSeq, a predicted model, not a curated record
AUGAAUUUGAUCCUUACACUGACGGUAGUAGCCAGCGUGGCCCAGAAAUCCCUCGCUACGGUACCAUACUCCAAUUACAUUCUUGCUCCUGAAUCGCGAACAAUCUAUCCUCCUCGAAUCCAUCAGGUCAAUGGCACGCUCACCAAUUCAAAAUCCUUGAUUGGGGGACCGAAUGGUACAGCAACUUUCAAUGGCGUUUCUUCCAUAACUUUUGAUUACACCAAGAACAUCGGCGGUGUGGUUUCCGUCAAGGUGGGAAAGUCUUCUUCGCCAGAUGCGUUUGUUGGUUUGACUUACACUGAGUCGAGUUUGUGGAUCAAUGGGCAAGGAAGUGAUGCGACAGCAGAUGCGGGUCUUGACGAGGUGAUAUGGUUGCCGGUCGGCGAAGGUCCAGGGACGUAUACGGUUGAAAGAAAAUAUGAUCGCGGUGCUUUCCGAUACCUCAGCGUGGUGUCCAAUUCUUCUGCGACCAUUGAUGUACAGGGUGUCAGUGUUUAUUACACCGCUGCCCCGGCCCAAGAUUUGAGAGGCUACUCAGGGUAUUUCCAUUCGAACGAUGAGUUGUUGAACCGAGUCUGGUAUGCUGGAGCUUACACAAACCAAAUAUGCGCAAUUGACCCGAAAUGGGGAAACGCUCUAGUUCAUUUGGGGACUAUUACCAAAGACCAAAACAUCUCAUUGCCAGAAACAGUCACAUGGUACAACAAUGCAACCAUCACCGAAGGGCGCUCAGCAAUGACUGAUGGAGCGAAACGUGAUCGGGAAGUCUGGCCAGGAGACAUGUCAGUAGCACUUCCAAGUGUCUUUGUCAGUACCAAUGACUUAGAGUCGGUACGCAAUGCAUUGAACUCUCUCGUCUCACUUCAAAAUGCCACCACCGGAUUGAUGCCAUAUGCUGGGUUUCCAUUCAGCGAUCUCGGUAUCGUCAGUUUCACAUACCACUUGUAUACUUUGAUUGGGAUCUCUUACUACCAUCAAUAUUCUGGAAAUGUGACAUAUCUCCGCAGUCACUGGGAUAAUUUCAAACGUGGUCUGGCUUGGUCAUUGAGUUACAUCGAUGAGACUGGAUUGAUGAAUGUCACAUCCAGUGCAGACUGGUUGAGAGUUGGUAUGGGUGGACAUAAUAUCGAAGCGAAUGCUAUCCUCUAUUACACCAUCAAUCAAGGCCUCAAUCUAGCCUCCAUACUCAACGACUCUGCAUCUGUAGCUGACUGGGCACCCAAGGCGGACGCCAUAAAGGUAGCGGCCAACAAGCUGUUAUGGAAUCCUGCAACCAGUCUGUUCCUCGACAACGAAACUACAACUCUAUCACCACAGGACGGCAAUGCUUGGGCGGUGAAAGCAAACCUCACGCUCUCUACAGCUCAAAGUUCAGCAAUCACGAACGCACUUAAAUCUCGUUGGGGAACUUAUGGUGCUCCUUCCCCGGAAGCAGGCGUGCCGCUGACAAUCUCACCAUUCAUUGGAUCAUUCGAACUUGAAGCCCACUUCAUUGGCCAAGAGACUCAAGAUGCUCUAGAUCUUAUUAGACUGCAAUGGGGUUUCAUGCUCAACGAUCCACGUAUGACUAACUCGACAUUCAUGGAAGGAUACUCUGCCGAUGGAUCCCUCCAUUACGCACCUUACAAUAAUGAUCCAAGAGUCUCGCAUGCUCAUGGAUGGAGUACAGGACCUACCAGUCUGAUGAGUUUCUACAUCGCGGGCCUUCACUUGACAUCGAGCAUUGGUAGGACGUGGAAAAUUAGUCCAGCUCUUGGAGAUUUGACGGAUGUUGAUGCUGGGUUUGAAACUCCUCUUGGGAAGUUCUCUAGCACGGUGAGUGCUUGCAAUGGUACAGUUAAGGCGUUGAAAUUUGCGACGCCAAAGGGAACAAAGGGAAGUGUUUCUUUGCCAGGAGUGAAGGGCGAGUUGAUUGGGGGUACGCGCGGAGUCAUUGUGAAACUUGUAAAUGGAGAGGUGAAUGACUUGCCGGGUGGAGAAUGGAGACUCAGAUGUUCAUGA